Molecule: messenger RNA, 673 nt
Organism: Nannospalax galili (Upper Galilee mountains blind mole rat)
Lineage: Eukaryota; Metazoa; Chordata; Mammalia; Rodentia; Spalacidae
Product: centrosomal protein of 162 kDa-like
Exons: 4
Coding region: 36-374 (112 amino acids)
Biological process (GO): cilium assembly
Cellular component (GO): axonemal microtubule; centriole; centrosome
Source: RefSeq, a predicted model, not a curated record
UCUUAAAUGUUGACAUCUUAGAAGCAAAUGAAUUAAUGGUUUCUGAGCUAAAUCAUAGUGUCUUUGGACUGGGGUUGGACACAUUGGAAGAACAGGAAGAGAAAGAACAGUUUUUUGCCAGGCUUGAGAAAGGCUUGACAUCAUCCAUUGAUUAUUCCAAAUUAAAUAAAGAAUUGGAUUCUGAUGACUCCACACAAUUUAAAGCUUUACAUAGUUAUCAAGCUAAUGCAGAACUAGCUGAAGAUGACCAUGAGAAUGAAUUGAAACAUGAGGAACUGCCAGAAAAUUACAGUGAUGAUUUCGAAGCUGCAGACGAUAUUGAUGCACCUUUGAUUACUAAAGAUGAAGAGAUUCAUCCCAAGGAAAAAUCCUGAAUCAGAAAAUGUAACUAUGCCCAUCAGAUUUAUGUUAGUUGCACUUUUGACAGUUCUGUGACAACUUUCAUCAGCCUGCUGACUUCCUGUCAGAAGAGCUUGAAAUACAGAGUUCUUCAAAGUCUUGCUCAUUCUAAGCUUGUAAGUCUUAAACACUUAAGCAUUUUCUAAACUAAGGGUAUCAAUGUAAAUCUUAAAGCCAAUCUUAAAGCCAAAUCUUAGAAGCAAUGACUUUUGCUAGAUAAUUUUUAUUACAGUAAGCUUUAGAAAUGGAACACAACUAAAUUUUAACACUUUUU